AUGGCACCCAUCACCUGCAAGGUCAUUGACUUCAACAUGACCCCAAUCCAGGGUAUCUAUGCCCUUCUCGAAUGCAAAGAUCACGAUGGCAAUAUAUUUUCCAAGUAUGAAUCAUUUUCAGACGACGGGGGCAAUAUCCACUACUGGUUUGAUUGCAUUCUGGCGGAUAAACCCCAGGAACUUAUUCCCAAAAUCGUCGAUGUCCUUCAUUGUCCUCGAGUCACCUUGACUUUCUAUCCCGGACUUAAGACCGCCUACUUCCCUUGGAUCAACAUCCACACGGACGUUCAGCUGCUGGAUAAGGGUGGACACGAGUUCAUUCUCUCCAUUCGCGCGAAUGCCGCCAGCUAUUCACUGGAUCACGCCGUGAUUCCCGCUCUGCUGCCGGGAAACACCGAAAUGGAUUGGGAAGGGACCCCGAAGGAACAGGAGAUGAUCGACUUCGACAUGGGGCCACCUCGAUCGCCUUCCCCUCUACAACUGCCCUCCCCGGUCAUCAAACCCCGCCGAAGGGCUCCUGCACGGAAGAACAAGGGUGGAAAGCUGAACAGUGGUUCGGACGAAUAG
Fusarium keratoplasticum is the source of this 567-nucleotide messenger RNA. RefSeq lists its product as uncharacterized. Lineage: Eukaryota; Fungi; Ascomycota; Sordariomycetes; Hypocreales; Nectriaceae. Bases 1 to 567 code for a protein of 188 amino acids. The transcript has a single exon. The record is from RefSeq and is a predicted model, not a curated record.